AUGGUAAGACCGGGACGGGAGGAAGGAUACGUCCCAGACUAUGGUAACAGACAGGGAGGAGAGGAAAACGUCCCAACUAUGGUAAGAGACAGGGAGGGGAGGAUACGUCCCAGACUAUGGUAAGAGACAGGGAGGGGAGGAUACGUCCCAGACUAUGGUAGAGACAGGGAGGGAGGAUACGUCCCAGACUAUGGGAACAGACAGGGAGGGGAGGAAGGAUACGUUUCCCCGACUAUGGUAAAAGACGGGAGGGAGGAAGGAUUCGUCCCAGACUAUGGUAAGAACGGGGGGGGGAGGAAAACUCCCAGACUAUGGUAAAAGAACGGGGAGGGAGGAUCCCUCCCAGACUAUGGGAAGAGACGGGGAGGGGGAUACGUCCCAGACUAUGGUAAGAGACAGGAGGGAGGAUACGUCCCAGCUAUGGUAA
This is a messenger RNA of Coregonus sp. 'balchen', 427 nucleotides long. The record is from the annotation of a GenBank genome assembly. NCBI's taxonomy places the organism in Eukaryota, Metazoa, Chordata, Actinopteri, Salmoniformes, Salmonidae.